This is a messenger RNA of Astrephomene gubernaculifera, 1288 nucleotides long. Lineage: Eukaryota; Viridiplantae; Chlorophyta; Chlorophyceae; Chlamydomonadales; Astrephomenaceae. The record is from the annotation of a GenBank genome assembly.
GUACCUUUAGCGUCACGAUGCCAGAGUUUAUCCUCGAUCUUGCGAUAUAACUCACAUAAGCGUGAUCAAGGAAAGUAUGCCACACGGCACAUCUCACACAACCGCCGCCUGCACCUUGUAAAGUUAGAAAAUGAGUUGCGCGUUAUCAGAGGAAGAACUUGCAGCAUUAGAAGCGGAGGCGGCCGAACGCCGCGCUGCGGCAUCAGGUGGUUGCGGGCAUGCGGCGCCCUGCGAGAAGUCAACUUGCCAGGACAGAGGAAAUUGCGAUACCGCCGUGCGUCGUAAUGCUGAAAGCCAGGGGACACAUGGUGACGGUUCCUGGGCCCGCGGAGGAGUGCGGGCUGAAUACUCGAAAUGCAUGAAGUGCAAGACUGCUAACGCCGUGGUGCUUGUCCGCCAACGUGAGCCCCUCUGCAAAACGUGCCUUGAGACUGGCAUCUCGGGAAAGGUGCGUGCGCUCAAGUCACACAAGCUGAUGCAGCCGCGGGAUCACAUCGCGAUCGCAUUCUCCGGAGGUUCCUCCUCUCAGGCCCUGCUGUGCAACGUCCUCCCCAUGCGCAAGCAUGCUGCCACACCCCGCAAGGAAAGAGGCAAGAUUGAGUUUGACCUGACGGUCAUCCACAUCAACGAGGCUGCUGCGUUCGGACUCAGCCCCCAGGCGGCGGAGGCGCAUGCACGUGCCGUACUGGCGGCGGCGCAGCAGUGCGGCGCCACCCCGCCCGCCGCCACCGUCCUGGUGCUGCCGCUGUCGGACGUGUUCCUGCUGCCGCCCUUUGCGGCGGCGGGUGAGCCCUCGGCGGGCCGAGGCAAUGGCAACAGCAGCAGCAGUGGCAGCCGCAGCGGUGGGGGUUGCUCAGUCAGCCAGCCACAGGAGGAGGCGCGGCGGCAGCGGCAGCAGGAGGGUGAGGAGACGGCUCAGCAGGAGCAGGAGCAGCAGGAGGGGCGGAGAGGCCAGGCGGAGGCGCUGCGCGAAGGAGGGGAGGCGGUGUCAGAUGGGGUUGAGCAGGACGGUCAGGGUGGCAGCAGCAGCAGCGGGACGGAGGCGCGGGAUGCUCAGCUGCGGGCGCUGUUGCAGGCUGUCCCCGACCCCACGGGCCGCGAGGACCUGGUGCGGCUGCUGCGGGGUCGGCUGCUUGCGGGCACCGCCGGCCGGCUGGGCGCCACCAAGCUGCUGCGGGCGGACAGCGGCACCGCCCUGGCAGCGCGGGUCAUUGCGGACACAGCCAAGGGUCGCGGCUACUCGCUGCCGGGGGACAUCCAGCUGGUGGACGCGCGCGGGGCGGUGGGG